This is a messenger RNA of Amoebophrya sp. A25, 626 nucleotides long. NCBI's taxonomy places the organism in Eukaryota, Dinophyceae, Syndiniales, Amoebophryaceae. The record is from the annotation of a GenBank genome assembly.
GAAAGAAGAGUGAUUGUCAUCUAUUCUUCAAAUCAUGAUUUUUCAAUUUAGAAGACAACAUUUUUUUUUCGUCUGUACUCGAACUACUACAGUGAGCUCAUAAUUCGCAUAGAGACAAUGUAUCAGAGCAUGAGUGUACAGUGCGUGGCUGUCCAAUUUCAGACGGCGUUCCUCGGCACACGAUACACUAGGAAUGUAUUUAUAUAUAGAUAUGUUCGCAUUGGUUUCAUCAUGAAGCACUUAGGGGAACUGAUAAAUUUCUUGUUUGAACAGAGCGAAGUAAUGAAGAUCAUUCUGAGCUUGAGUUGUAUUUUCGUGCGUUGUAACAAGGAUAUAAAUAUGUACUUUUGGUGGUAGAGGAAGUAGUUCUUGUACAACUUCAUUUUUUAUUUCUCGGAUAUUUAUUCACGUUCAGGUUCAGCAACGAACUUCGCCUAUUGCAAUGUUCAUCGCCUGUGCCUGCAUUGAUUUGUGGGAGAUGGAAGGUCGUUGUUCAUGGUGAUUCUGAUGCAUAGACGUUACAUGUUUGGGGAGUUUCGGGAAACAUUAGGGAAGAAUCGAGUUGAGUAAUUGUUCUCAUAAAACUUGCACACCAGUCGAAGUAAUCCAAAAGCAGAAUUAGUAGC